Messenger RNA from Lytechinus pictus (painted urchin), 1365 nucleotides. Its product is annotated as allatostatin-A receptor-like. Gene Ontology annotation, biological process: G protein-coupled receptor signaling pathway. Gene Ontology annotation, cellular component: membrane. The transcript has a single exon. Gene Ontology annotation, molecular function: G protein-coupled receptor activity. NCBI's taxonomy places the organism in Eukaryota, Metazoa, Echinodermata, Echinoidea, Temnopleuroida, Toxopneustidae. The record is from RefSeq and is a predicted model, not a curated record. The coding region runs from base 1 to 1074 and encodes 357 amino acids.
AUGGAUGUCACUUCGACCAUGACAAUGAUACACUUGAGCACCAUCGUGGAUUGGAACCAAACAGCUAUCGUUAGAAUUGAAUGGUCAUGGAAGCAGAUCAACUGGUCCUAUUCUGAAAUACUUCACCUAUGCUCUGCUGUCCUUGGGAUAGUUGGUAACCUGAUGGUUAUACUGGCACUCCGCGAGCGGCGCGCGGCUGGACGUUCGACAGAUACCUUGAUGAGCGCUCUAGCCUUUGCGGACUUCAUGACGUCCCUUUUCACCAUCCCUGUGCCAUCCGCGUCAACAGUUCCGGACUCUCCUCUGGGGCAGUUGUACUGCAAGAUGACCCUACCCGGGUUCUUUCUCUUCGUCGCUGCAACAGCAUCAAGCUACAUCCUCAUGGCGAUAUCUGUAGAAAGGUUCCUUGCUGUUGUGUACCCUCUGCAGUUCAACCAACUCAUGGCCCGGAAGCAGAUGCUUGCCAUCGUGAUAUCAGCCAUCUGGAUCAUUUCGUUUCUGGUCUACGGCAUCUUCAUCGCUACUGCGGUGAUCGCCAACCCCAUGACACACACCUGCACCUUGUACUUCCCUACUGUUGCUGCUAAGGUGACGUUCGGAUACUUCAUGUUCAUCUACCGCUUCGUCCUACCUGUCCUGGUGAUGUUAGUUACGCAGGUGUUCAUUGCCUACAAGCUCCAUCGCCACUCCGUUCAGUUCCGAGGACAAGAAGCUGUGUCCUUCCACAUCAAGGCCAGAAAUCGCGUCCUGAAGCUUAUGUCAAUCGUUAUCAUUGUUUUCGUCAUUACUUGGGGUCCGGGACAGGUCAGUUUCUUUCUCUUCACCAUCGGCAUACUGCCACCAUCUUAUAUCGGUGGUCCUUUGCACAAGUUCAUCAUCGUUUUCACCACUUACAAUUCGUGCAUGAAUCCAGUCAUUUACAUAGUGUGGUUCCCGGAAUUUCGACUAGCCCUGAGAAAGAUGUUCACGUGCCAGCCUUCGACAGACGGCCAAUCCGAGGAAGCAAAAAUAGAAACCAAAACUGAUUCUGUGGAUGUCUCCAGGCGUGCCUCAAACAUAUCAAAUAAUAUUUAGAUUAAUCUUUGCGAUAGUCAUAAUAGUGGGAAAAGUGGCACUUCGGCUAGAUCAUCGAGAAUGAAAAUGAUUACAUGAAAUAAUAUUAAAUCGGAAAUUACAAACGCUGGAAAUAUUGUUUUAACAAAAUUGACUCACUGUCAAAAACUGUUUUUGAUAAUUUAAAGAGUUUCAUAAUUAUUCAUUUUUCAUUUCGAAUAUGAAAGACAGAAUUACAAUACGUGUCGAGUUGUAACGAUUCUCCUCCAUAUUCAGCACUUAAUCUCUUUAUUUCUAUGCAUUCAUUUUCUC